AUGUCCACUGAAAGCACAUUUCCAUCACCCGAGUCAAGCAGGUCAAUGUCACGAGGCACAUCAUCAGGCACACUUGAAGGCAUCUUGCAGCAAUACAGCCAAAAGCCUGAAUUGCUUGAGCUUAUCCUUAUGAGCAAAGUACAAGAAGAUCGUCGUAGAGCUGAAGAGGCUAAGCUGCGAAGUAAAGAAAUCGAUUAUGUAUUGCAACGAGAUCGAGACAGAGAGCAGGCAUCAUCAUCGUCAUCGUAUCAACACCGCCAUUCGUUGCCAUCGCUACUUUCGAUUAUGGAUCCAUCCAAGUUGAGCUCUUCUCCUCCAUUGACAAACUCGUCGUUGGGUUCACCCAGAUCGGUUCCCGAACCCGAUCGCAGCUAUCCUUCUUCCGCGGAAACGUUUAGUAAUAAAGAUGCACCUCCACCACCUCCACCUCCACCAUCACAACAACAGCAGCGGGAGUCACCAUCCAUCAGCUAUCAUUCGACUCUUUUACAUCCUACCAUUGUUCAUCAACAACAUCAAGCAUCACCUCCAUCAUCAUCAUCUGCAAAUCAUCAGCAGCAACGAUCACCGCUUUUAUUGCCAUCAUUGAUGGACAGUUACCCACACCAUUCACAUCAACAACGCAGGUCGUCUUUACCACCACCUCCUCCCCCAGCAGCUCCUUCAUCUUCAUCAACACCACCAAAGACACAACAUCCACCUAUAGAGCCUAUGAGCAACAUGUACAGCCGUAAAAGGCCCGCUUUCAAUGAAUCCGAGCCAGCAUCAUCAUUAGAUCAUCAUCAUGCUACCAACAACACUACUCCACCAUUGACCACAGCAGCAUCUAAAAGCAAAAGCAAUACGACAACAUACCAUUAUUACUAUGAAUCAACGUUGAUGCCCGUUAAAAAUAAGACGUCGACACCCACACAACCACAACCACAACCACAACAGCCAUCAGCACCUCAACCACCUCCUUCUAAUAAGGUGCCAAUACCACCGAUGCCUAUGUCACAUACACACAUUAUGAAUGCGAAGAAUACCAACAAUCUUCAUAACCGACAAAUGAACCACAGCAAUAAACGUCGUCGACGGGAGAUGCAGGCCAUCACCAUGAUCAUCGAAACUCGGGAGUUUCCUUACAACGACGACUAUCUUUGGAAGAACAAUGGCAACACCAUUCACAAAGGAUCAGGCAACAAAAGCAUUUAUUACAAGUGUGCCAAUAACCCAAAGGGAUGUCCUGUGAAUAAGACUGUUACCUUCAAAGACAAUGGCGAAUACCUCAUCAAGUACCGUGGCAAGCAUCUUAGUGAUUGCAGCCGUAUUAAGCGUGUGGUCGAUGUAUAA
This is a messenger RNA of Lichtheimia ornata, 1332 nucleotides long. RefSeq lists its product as uncharacterized. The transcript is spliced from 4 exons. The record is from RefSeq and is a predicted model, not a curated record. Lineage: Eukaryota; Fungi; Mucoromycota; Mucoromycetes; Mucorales; Lichtheimiaceae. The coding region runs from base 1 to 1332 and encodes 443 amino acids. Gene Ontology annotation, biological process: regulation of DNA-templated transcription. Gene Ontology annotation, molecular function: sequence-specific DNA binding; DNA-binding transcription factor activity.